AUGAUAUGGCGGAGCAGAGCUGGUGCUGAAUUGUUCUCUCUGAUGGCUCUAUGGGAGUGGAUAGCACUGAGUCUUCAUUGCUGGGUUUUAGCAGUUGCUGCUGUUUCGGAUCAGCAUGCCACAAGCCCCUUCGACUGGCUCCUCUCUGAUAAGGGACCCUUCCAUCGUUCACAGGAAUACACAGAUUUUGUGGACAGAAGCCGGCAGGGAUUUAGCACAAGAUACAAGAUAUACAGGGAGUUUGGCCGCUGGAAAGUAAAUAACCUUGCAGUUGAGAGAAGAAAUUUCCUUGGCUCCCCUCUGCCUCUUGCCCCUGAAUUCUUCCGCAACAUAAGACUUUUGGGACGUCGACCUACCCUUCAGCAAAUCACAGAAAACCUUAUCAAGAAAUAUGGGACACAUUUCUUGCUAUCUGCUACUCUGGGAGGAGAGGAGUCACUCACAAUUUUUGUGGACAAGCGGAAGCUGAGCAAACGAUCUGAAGGAAGUGAUCCCAGCACCAACAGCUCCUCGGUCACUCUGGAGACGCUACAUCAACUAGCUGCUUCCUAUUUCAUUGACAGGGACAGCACCCUUCGGAGACUUCACCACAUUCAAAUUGCAUCCACUGCCAUAAAGGUAACAGAAACACGGACGGGUCCUCUUGGCUGCAGUAACUAUGACAACCUAGAUUCUGUCAGUUCUGUUCUGGUUCAGAGUCCUGAGAAUAAGAUUCAGUUGCAAGGGCUGCAAGUACUCCUUCCAGACUACCUUCAGGAGCGUUUUGUACAAGCAGCUUUGAGCUACAUUGCUUGCAAUUCAGAGGGAGAGUUUAUCUGCAAGGACAAUGACUGCUGGUGUCAGUGUGGUCCCAGAUUUCCAGAAUGCAACUGCCCCUCCAUGGACAUUCAAGCCAUGGAGGAGAAUCUUCUUCGCAUAACUGAAACCUGGAAAUCCUACAACAUCGACUUUGAGGAAUCAGAUGAAUUCAAGUUCUUUAUGAAAAGGCUACCCAUGAAUUAUUUCCUCAACACGUCUACCAUAAUGCAUUUGUGGACAAUGGACUCUAAUUUUCAGCGCCGCUAUGAACAACUGGAGAACAGCAUGAAGCAACUUUUCCUAAAGGCACAGAAAAUUGUACACAAGCUCUUUAGCCUUAGCAAGAGAUGUCAUAAACAACCCCUCAUCAGCUUGCCAAGACAAAGAACCUCAACCUACUGGCUCACUCGCAUCCAAUCUUUUCUCUACUGCAAUGAGAAUGGGCUCCUGGGCAGCUUUUCAGAAGAGACGCACUCGUGCACGUGUCCCAACGACCAGGUGGUCUGCACGGCCUUCCUGCCCUGCACGGUGGGCGACGCGUCCGCCUGCCUCACCUGCGCCCCUGACAACCGCACCCGCUGCGGCGCCUGCAACACGGGCUACAUGCUCAGCCAGGGGCUCUGCAAGCCCGAGGUCGCCGAGUCCACCGAUCAUUACAUCGGCUUCGAGACCGACCUGCAAGAUCUCGAGAUGAAGUACCUGUUGCAGAAAACGGACAGGCGACUAGAGGUCCAUGCCAUCUUCAUCAGCAACGACAUGCGCCUCAACAGCUGGUUCGACCCCUCCUGGCGGAAGCGGAUGCUCCUCACUUUGAAGAGCAACAAGUACAAGUCGAGCCUGGUCCACAUGAUCCUGGGUCUCUCUUUACAGAUUUGCUUAACUAAAAACAGCACCCUGGAGCCGGUAUUGGCCGUUUACGUCAAUCCCUUCGGAGGCAGCCACUCUGAGAGCUGGUUUAUGCCUGUGGAUGAAAACAGCUUCCCCGACUGGGAGCGGACUAAGCUGGACCUCCCCCUGCAGUGUUACAACUGGUCGCUGACUCUGGGGAACAAGUGGAAGACAUUUUUUGAGACAGUGCACAUCUACCUGAGGAGUCGCAUCAAGUCAAAUGGCCCCAACGGCAACGAGAGCAUUUACUACGAACCUCUGGAGUUCAUCGACCCUUCCCGGAACCUGGGUUAUAUGAAAAUCAAUAACAUUCAAGUGUUUGGCUACAGCAUGCACUUUGACCCGGAAGCAAUUCGGGACCUGAUUCUGCAGCUGGACUACCCCUAUACUCAGGGAUCCCAGGACUCAGCACUUUUGCAACUUCUAGAGAUAAGAGACCGUGUAAAUAAACUCUCCCCACCCGGUCAGCGUCGUCUAGAUCUCUUCUCUUGCUUGCUUCGUCAUAGACUCAAGCUGUCUACUAGUGAGGUGGUGAGGAUCCAAUCUGCUCUGCAGGCGUUUAAUGCCAAAUUGCCAAACACAGUGGAUUAUGACACGACCAAAUUAUGUAGUUAACCAUAAAUGUCAAGCACAACCCAAAAUCUUGAAGGAGUUUUUACAGUGCU
Messenger RNA from Lagenorhynchus albirostris (white-beaked dolphin), 2351 nucleotides. RefSeq names its product BMP/retinoic acid inducible neural specific 3 (gene BRINP3). Bases 1 to 2301 code for a protein of 766 amino acids. The record is from RefSeq and is a predicted model, not a curated record. Lineage: Eukaryota; Metazoa; Chordata; Mammalia; Artiodactyla; Delphinidae. Gene Ontology annotation, biological process: positive regulation of neuron differentiation; negative regulation of mitotic cell cycle. The transcript has 7 exons.